GGGGCUGAGGGGUGGGGCCGGGGGCGGAGCUGCUGGAGGGGGCUGCUCCGCGCCGGGGCCGUUGGCUCCAGACAAAUAAACAUGGAGUCCAUCUUCCACGAGAAACAAGAAGGCUCACUUUGUGCUCAGCAUUGCCUGAAUAACCUAUUGCAAGGAGAGUAUUUUAGCCCUGUGGAGCUAUCCUCCAUUGCACACCAGCUAGAUGAAGAGGAAAGGCUGAGAAUGGCAGAAGGAGGAGUCACUAGUGAAGACUACCGCACAUUUCUACAGCAGCCUUCUGGAAAUAUGGACGACAGCGGCUUUUUCUCUAUUCAAGUUAUAAGCAAUGCUUUGAAAGUUUGGGGUUUAGAACUAAUCCUAUUCAACAGUCCAGAGUACCAGAGGCUCAGAAUUGAUCCUAUAAAUGAAAGAUCCUUUAUAUGCAAUUAUAAAGAACACUGGUUUACAGUUAGAAAAUUAGGCAAGCAGUGGUUUAACUUGAAUUCUCUGUUGACGGGUCCAGAAUUAAUAUCAGAUACAUACCUCGCACUAUUCUUGGCUCAAUUACAGCAAGAAGGUUAUUCUAUAUUUGUUGUUAAGGGUGAUCUGCCAGAUUGUGAAGCUGACCAACUUUUGCAGAUGAUCAAGGUCCAACAGAUGCAUCGACCAAAACUUAUUGGCGAGGAACUAGCACAUCUGAAAGAACAGAGUGCCCUCAAAGCAGAUCUGGAGCGCGUCUUAGAGGCAGCUGAUGGGUCGGGCAUAUUUGAUGAAGAUGAGGAUGAUUUACAGAGGGCUCUAGCCAUGAGUCGCCAGGAAAUCGACAUGGAGGACGAAGAAGCCGAUCUCCGCAGGGCCAUUCAGCUCAGUAUGCAAGGUAGUUCCAGAAGUAUGUGUGAAGAUAGUCCACAGACAUCAAGUACAGAUCUUUCUUCAGAAGAGCUUCGGAGGAGAAGAGAAGCCUACUUUGAAAAGCAACAGCAUCAGCAGCAGGAGGUAGAUCGACCUGGACCCCUUUCAUAUCCACGUGAAAGACCGACCACAAGUUCAGGAGGACGUGGGAGCGACCAAGGAGGCGACGCUGUGAGUGAAGAGGACAUGCUUCGGGCAGCUGUGACCAUGUCUUUAGAAACUGCUAAAGACAACUUGAAAGCAGAAAGGAAAAAAUAGUACCUUUAAAAGUCAUUUUGCUACUCACACUUUGUAACAUUGUCUGUGUGAUUACAGUGUAAGGGCCACUUUGGCAGUGUGUUCACCAGAAGAGAUAAAGACACUGCGGUGGUUUGUAAGCAGAAAGGCAGAAAUGUGUCAUAGGACUAAGGAACGCUUGAGAUACUAGCCAAAGAGGCAGUCAGCAAUGAAAGAAACUUAAGGUAGUUUUCUAAAUGUCCCUUUUUGUUUGUCAAAUGUGCAAUAUCUGACUGAAAUUAUGGAAUUUUUGUUGGCUCUUUUGGACCAACUGAUUAGCUCUUGCCACAGAACUUGAUCCUAUAAUGUUUCCUUUUCUCUCUGCAUUGGGGGUGGCUUGGCUCACUUGAGCUUUGACUUCAUUUCAGACCUACCUUUUAUGAAAUGUCUUUUAUAUGUCUUGUUACAGAAAGAUCAAUCUGUCUGCUCAUACAUAUGUCGGGCACGUGGAUGCUUCCUGGUGUUAUUUUCUCUGGCUUUGGUUACUCUCUCAACUAAUGUGAUCUGUUGCUUUUACAGCCUUUGUAGUGGGAUCAUAUUUCUUAAUUCUGGUGCAUUCCUCUACUCGACAGUCAGCUCUGCUCUUGUAAAUGAGCUGAGGGUUUUGUGAGCGCAUGAGCAUGCGCUGUCUGGAUGCCCUGUGAGUGGCUGACUCCUGGCUGGAGCCCUCCCUGUGCCUUUACUUCCUUUCUUCUCCAGUUGAGAAAAGAGGAGGCAGAGGACACAGAUUCCCUUCUAUGUAACCUGCACCAUGAAUGCACCACAGGAGAGACUCGCCCUUCAGUCUUGGUGGUGGGUCUGUCCUAGUUUUUCUUCUGUGACAGGAGCUUUGUGUUCUAAUCACAAUUAAGUCCUGGAAAAUAGAUGCCUGCUUCACUUUCUAAAAAUUUAAAAAAAAAUUUUUUUUUUCUAGUAGAAAAUAGGCUGCUAGGAUGAUGGUCUAGAAUCUGAAAGUAAUUUACUAAUAAACUAUAUUUAAAUAAUACUGUGGGUUGCCCCUUGCAAUCAUGUUUAAAUCGCUUAAGAAUUACAGAAGUCACAAUGCUUACAGGGUCUGUCUGUAAAUAGGAAAGUCCUUAGUUUUGAUAAACAUUAAGCAGGAUACAGAGCUAGUCUUGCUGGGUCAAUACGUGGUAUGAUUUGGGUGGAAAUUAACUAUGUGUCUUUGUCAUGGUGUCAUAGACCCUGAUACCUGCUUUCCCCUCCCUCCCCUUUGAAGCCCCUUCGAAUGGUGACUUGUACAUAAGUAAAGUCCAAGAAGAGAUUUUAGCCAGCUUAGGAAGGGGCAGCAUGCUAUAUUGCUCUACUGGUGUGUGCUCUGCACACGUUUUUAUCAGGGAAAGUUUUGGAUGUAGGAUUUAUUGCUGUCUUAACUGAAAAAGAUACAAAUAUUUUUAUUUAUCAUUAUGAAAUAGCUUUUUCUUGAUAGGAUGGAUGUUUGGUUUGGUUUGGUUGUGCGAGGGAGUGAACCCAGGGCCUCCAGUGUGCUAGGCAAGCACCCUACCUCUGAGCUAUAUCCCCAGAUCCAAAACAGGGGUUUCCUUGUUUGCUUUUUGUUGUUUUUCUUAGCCAUAUCGUGCCAAUUUCAUUUUUUUUAAAAUUUGCUUCAUGAAAAAUUAGGCAGUCCUAUAUUAAACUCUAUGAAGUUUUUACUCUUCUGAAAACAAAGCCUCAGAAGCGUUGGGCGGCUGUAGGGCGUUAGUUAGGACUUUGCUGACGGUUGAUUGCUAUACUGAAGUAUGUAACUACUCCCGUCUGCUGCUCGCUUGUCAGACAUUGGCCCUUUUCCUUUACCCUUUGAAAAAUCACAAUAAACUUUCCAUACAUUUAGAUUGGUGUGCUGCCUGAUGAAAAAUGAGAAAGCCAAUAUACAUUUCAGCUUUAACUUUAGAGUUUAUAAAAUGUUCAUAUUUCACACCCCACUUAAAUCAUGUAUGAAAUACAGCAUGUUAAUCUUUUAUUAGAAAUGUUUUAAAGAGAAAAUGAGCAUACACUGAAUCUAUUUGAGUGAAGCUUUUUAGUUUGUUAUAAUUAUGGUAUUUGUCCAGGCAGAUCCAAAAUCACCAUUGAAUCGCCGUCCUCUUUGGGUUGACCUAGGCUUACCUAAGCAUUUAGAUUUCAUUAUUAAUGAGUAGCCAGUAUGAAAAGAUGCCAGUGCUUAUUCUAACCACAGUAUCCAAAGUGUAGGAGUUCUGUGACAUUCUAAUUCAUACACCAGGAGUUGCUGUUUAUAGUACUGCAGGACAGACAGGGGCAAGGGACUCCACUGCCACUGCUGGGUUACAGACUCGACUGACAUUUCCAUUUUUUUUUUUUUUUUUUUUUUACCAAUUGGAAUACUUUAAUGUUUUAUAUUUAAACUACUGAUAAUAAUUUUUUAAAAUCUGUAACUUGUUCUGCCAGAUAAAAUACGUACAGCCGUGAUGCUAGUGUUAUAACCAAGUGUAAGGACCCUUUGGAAGGCCAGACGUGGUGCUGUAUGCUUUGAUGCUGGUACUUAGGAGGCAGAGGUAGGCAGGCUUCUGUUUUGAGUUCAAGGCCAGCCUGGUCUACAUAGUAAGUCCCAAACUUCUGGAGCUACACAGCAAGACCCUGUCUUAAACAACAAACAAACAAACAAACAAACCUUUGGAAAGAUCACAUUCAUAUUUUGGGAUGUCAUGAGCUUAUCUAUGUUUCAAAAAUUCAGAAUAGCUGUCCUUUGGCCUAAACCAUAAAUCUAUACCCCCAAUGACAGUACUAUGCAGACAUUUCACUGAUUUAAGUUGUUUGAUACAGUCAGUGCAGGUGAACUCCAUGCUAAAGUUUUAAACCUUGGCCAAAUAAUUUACACCUCACAGACUAUCUGAGGCGGUGCUUCUUUUUUUCCUGAAAACUUGAUUUUUCUUGAUGAAGCCAAAGUUAAUGAGCAUGAAUUCUCAAAGGAGUAGUCUCCUUUGCUUUACUUAAUAUCAGGUGGAGAGAAGUAAGUUUUAUUCGUGCCAGAGUCUAAGCCACACAUUUUGAAUACCCACAUGUCUGAUACGAUUUAAGUCAUGCUGGUGCCAAGAGUUACUAAAUUCUUAGAACUGGCCCUGUGCCCUGCCUAAGGCUAAACAGGGCAGUGCAGAACCCGAAUGUGCCAUCUGAGAGUCUUAAGCUAGGAAAUCUGGGUGGUUUAAAUUAGCGAGAGGUUUCAGUUAAUAUUGAAACCUCCAGAUCCGACUUUAUGUUAGGCAGUGUGGAUGUGCUCAGUGGUAGAGCAGUUACCUAGUGGCCCAGGCCUUGGGUUCAGUCUCUGACACUGCAAAAGAAGAGCAGUGGCUCCCGGUGUAACCUGUGCUUAGAGAGAUGUUAAAGGAAGGACUUUCAAAGUGAAUGUUUGUUGUAACUUAGUCCUGACAAGUGUAGAGCUCUGAUAUGUGACCUUAAUUAAGGAAGACCACAUCGGAUCAGUAGUAUAGAUACUUUUUUUUUGUUUUUCAUAUUUAACAUAAAAAUUCCCUUCAUUCCUAAUUUGUUUACAAUUAAAGAGACAAAUUGAUUUUGUAUUUUUUCAAAGUUUUAUACAUAUUAAAAGGGUUUUGUUGUAGUCUAUCAUGAAUGAAAAGGAUAUUUUUUUUUUAAUUUGAGGAAUACUUUGUAUAUGUGUGUGUGCCUAAAAUGGUCUGUCAUUUUAAGAAUUAGCACAAAAAAAAAAUAGAUAGUUCCUAAAUGUAUGGAGGCUUAAUAGUACCAGUGCACAGUCAUGGGGGAGGCACUAGCGAGAAGUGUGUGGGGAAUGCAGCUAGGUAGGUGGGACUCACUUGUCUCUGAAUGGCUUAAAGGUGGUAUGUUUCCUGGAAUUUUUUUUAAUGAUUUUUUUUUUUCCAAGGAAGACAGACAUUUGAAAUGUGCUUAUCUAAUUUCUACAACACUGGACUAAUAGGAAUAACUUGUUUUUUUUUUUUUUUAAAAAAGACUGUUCUGUAUAAAUAAAAUAUAUGAAACUCAAGUGCAAAAGCCGUGAAAAUAAAAGGCAUUGUCUUCUGUCAAUGUGAUGCACUGUGGCCGAGCAGUUCCCUCAGGACCCAACUCUGCAGCCCUUCCUCCUGUGCCUCAAGUGUCGGCUGCCACUCCACAGGUCUUCCGUCUGUCGGCUCCUUUGAAAGCUGGGCUUCCAAAGCACUGUUGAACACUGAGGGUUCUGGUGAUGUGUGUUAAUGAGUUGUAUUUUAAAUAUCAGAGAUUAUUAAAUAAAGAGAAUGAUUUUCUAUUAA
This is a messenger RNA of Mus caroli (Ryukyu mouse), 5405 nucleotides long. It is a transcript of the gene Atxn3, whose product is annotated as ataxin 3. Gene Ontology annotation, cellular component: nucleus. The record is from RefSeq and is a predicted model, not a curated record. Lineage: Eukaryota; Metazoa; Chordata; Mammalia; Rodentia; Muridae. Gene Ontology annotation, molecular function: cysteine-type deubiquitinase activity. Gene Ontology annotation, biological process: protein deubiquitination.